AUGUCCUUUAUUGGUCCGCUCCUGAUUCUAGGUGAUCUGGCAAUAUGGUCAACACCAUUGCAAGUAAUUCAUAUUUUGGGAAACUUUAUGAGAAUUUGGUCUGUUUACUCCUUGUAUAGCCACCUAUCCAACGGUGGAGAUUCAAUAGUUGGCUUUAUCUUCAGUUGUCUUGUACCCACUUCAAUCAUAUUCUUGGUCCUACAGAAGCCUUGGAAAGGCCGGCCUUUGCCCAACUCACAGGUUGUUCCUACAGUUGUCAAUGGAGGAAUCCUGGCAUUCUACUUUGUGUUAUGGGGUAAAGGACUUCUUGCUUGUGGACCACUAGUUGCUCUACUGGCAGAGUAUGCAGGUGCUGUUCUUGGAGUUCUCUCUGCUGCUUUAUAUGGAAGGAAAGUUAACAUCUGGAAAAAGAUUGGUGGACUUGCUGCUAUGCUGGUAGCAUAUUAUCUCUUGUCAAAUGGAUGGUCUACAAGAACACAUUCUCCUUUAUAUAGCUUCGGAAGUGAACCAGUGGAGAAGGCAAGACAAAAUAUUGGAGUGAAAGAAAUGGUGGUGCCAAUUACCGCUGGGAUCUUAUCUGCUUUGAGGAGAGUAUUAGCUCGGCGUGUUUCUCUCAAGAAUCAACUUAAAAGGCGGCUCCAUGCUAUAACUAUUGCUUCUGCUACUUGUUUUCUUUUUCCGUUUGCCAUGUGGGAUACAAUCCUAGGCUCGGCAUCUGACAGCAUAGUUAAAUUUCAACUACCAAGUUGGGCAUACUUGAGUACUGUUUUGUUUGGAAUGGUGCUUAUAUUCUAUGUUGACAAUGUUGCUGAAGAAAAGUUGCAUCUGGUCUUCUCUUCUCCAAGGCACUUAAUGGUUUCAACAGGUUGCAUCAUCGUGUUGGAGAUAGUGUACCAAAUGGAUUUCUCCCUUUUAGGAUUUCUGGUCUGUUCUGUUAUUUUGGGAUUCGGUAUUUUUGAAGCAACCUCCUUGGAUCGCUCAAAGAAAAGCCCUUUAGAGACCCAUGAACUAUCGAAUGGGGUGUUCCACAAUCAAUUGCCGAUUUCAGAACUUCCAAGCUGA
Molecule: messenger RNA, 1062 nt
Organism: Miscanthus lutarioriparius
Lineage: Eukaryota; Viridiplantae; Streptophyta; Magnoliopsida; Poales; Poaceae
Source: the annotation of a GenBank genome assembly